Molecule: messenger RNA, 3674 nt
Organism: Carassius auratus (goldfish)
Lineage: Eukaryota; Metazoa; Chordata; Actinopteri; Cypriniformes; Cyprinidae
Exons: 2
Coding region: 494-2608 (704 amino acids)
Source: RefSeq, a predicted model, not a curated record
UAUAGUAGAAAAGGCCAUCUGUAGAAAAGUAAAGUCAACUGCACCAUCUGCUGGACACUCUUGGGUAUCCAGGUUAACAAGCAUCCAGGCCACCGUAGUUAUCAUGCACUGAUCACGCGACAGGGCAGCCAAUCAAAUCACUGUGUUAUCGGAUGACUGUUAAAAUAGAACCUUUAAACUUCGUUUUGCAUGGUCAGAAAGAGAUGGUUUGUGUCGUUUUCUCCUGAUUCCUGUCAAAGUCGUGUGCGUUAAUGACCAAAAACCACAAAUACACACUCAUGCCUAUAUCCAUAUGACCAUGCACAAGUUUGUAUAGAGCAAUGCCAACAUACCAAUGUAACCGGCAAACUUGAUGGAUAUUAAAGUAACCAAACUGGAAUUCCUGUCUCCGUGUCCUUACCGACACUCCAUGGCGAUGACCAAGAAUUAUACCUAAGAAUCAGCACAACUUCCCUUCAAAUUUGGUCCUUCGAGCCGGAUCCGGGUCGUUACCAUGGCAACUCCAGAGUCUGAAAUAUCUAAAUCUGCUCCUGCCUCAUCCCAGCGCCCACGCAGAGCAAUCCAGAGGCCUGCCUUCUUAGACGACUAUGUGGUCAACUAUACUGGGAACCCAUCAGGACAGACUGUUAAACCUAAACAGAAGGUAAUGGUGACUUCAACCCCCAUCUCCUCUCACCACCUAUUUGGAACAGCUGGGGCAUCAGAAGAUUUCAUGCUGCAGAUAAUGGAAAUUACAAGGCAACAGAGCGAGACUGCUAGACGCCAAACAGAACUCUUGGAAAAAGUCCUGCUACACUGUACUCCUCAAACAUCUGCUCACUCCUCACAAGCAUCAUCUCGGCAUCAGACACCUAGAACCCAGAUCCUGAAAUCAGUGGAAAAGGGAAGGCCAAAAUACGAUGCCAGUCUUGAUGUUGUAACUCCAGAUCGUCAUCCUUGGCCACAGCCUGGGAAAACCCAAAGCACCCAACCCCCUUUCGUUGAGGAGCUGUCUCAAAUGCUGAGGAGAACCCAAAUCAGAGACACUAAUUUCCAGUCACCACCCCCAAUGAGCAGAGAGACCAGUCUGUCGACACACCAUUAUGCCUCACCAUGCUGCAGCCCCUCAGCAGAUCCGAUUAGAACACAUGUACAUGCCAGUGCAGAACCCUGGAUGAAACCAUUACCUCCUCUCCCAGACCAGAGACCGAGACAAACCACCCAGCUCCCAUACUAUCAAGUACCACCACCUUCUGAAGCUUUCCCAGUGCAAAGUCAGUUUGCUCCAGAGACUGAGCCAAUGUCAAGAAUUUCGUACCCAGUUACAACAUCUCAUCUUAGAGCUGAUGCAGUGCCCUACAUUCCCCAUCCCUCAUCAUACUGGCCUCCAACAGUAGAGGGCCCUACCUUCCCAGAUUUCAUUAAAGAAGACAGAGCCCAGUAUGUGGAACUUAGGAUCGCCCUAGACAACCUGCUUCACCCCCAAUUACCAGAGCAUUACAAAUACUCCAUCCUGCUUAAACAUGUAAAGGUACCUAAUGCACACAGACUGGUGCUAGCACAUGCAGAGUCAGUUACGCCGUAUACUAAUGCUCUACAAGCCCUUGACAGAAGGUAUGGCCGGCCCUACCAGUUUGUGCUAAGGGAGAUAGAGACUUUGGAGAAUCUGCCACCUAUCCAUGCUGGUGAUGAGCGGGCAUUUGACAGCUUUUCCCUUAGAGUCCAAGCCAUAGUCGGUAUGCUCAAAGCCUUGAAGGAGGAGGGGAUUGAAGAACUACACAGUGGAUCAAAUGUGAAACGCCUUCUGAACCGUCUUCCUCGUUCACAACAAACCCAAUUUAGGAGACAUCACCUCAAAAGAAACCCAGAUAAGACCAAGUUCUCCCUCCUCGAGUUUGCAGAUUGGCUACAGCUAGAAGCCAACUGUAUGGAAUUUGACCCAACUGAUGAGACAAAACCCAUAAAACGAGAUCAAAAGGCAGUGAUUCGGGGAUAUAGCAAACAAACGACCGUAUUGCAUGGUGUAGAACAAAGACAGGCCACAGAACCAUUACCUGAAUCCAAAGCAGUUCAUCCCAAAUUACCUACCAAGCGCAAAGCCGUCUGUCCAUACUGUUGUGCAGAACAUUACCUCAGCCAGUGUACCGUAUUCACAACAUUAACUAAGGAGCAAAUGGUUGGAUGGAUCAAAGACAAUAAACGAUGCUGGAAAUGUGCACGCUCCCACAUGGCCAAGGACUGUGACCUAAAGAAACCGUGCCAUCUUUGCCAAGCCAAACACCUCUCCAUACUCCACGACAUCAACCAAAGGAAAGGUGAGGUUACCAGUGAGAACAAUAGUCUGUACAACUCCACCACAGAGACUCUUUACUUAGACCAACCUCGUUGUGGUGGGAAGGUGUUCCUGAAAGUUGUAAAGGUUACCAUACAUCAUCAACAGAACGCUUUGGACACAUUUGCUGUACUUGAUGACGGUUCAGAGCGCACCAUUCUGCUUGACACAGCUGCACAGCAUCUAGGAUUAAAAGGCAAACCUGAGCAACUGAAUUUACGGACAGUACACCAAGACAUCAGGGCAUUGCAUGGCACUUCCGUAAACUUCAGCUUAUCCACUCCAACUGACCCCUAAGAAAAGGUUCAGCAUUCAGGGGGCCUUCACAGCUGAUCAGUUUGGUUUAGCAGAAUACACCUACCCUGUGAGUACCCUGCAGGAAAGGUACAGACACCUGAGAGGGAUUCCUAUACCACCUCUGGUGAAAGCUUGCCCACUUCUUCUUAUUGGUUCAGAUCACCCUGAGCUUAUCACUCCAAUUGAACCAGUGCGACUGGGUCCACCUGGGGGUCCAGCUGCAGUCAGAACUCGCCUUGGCUGGACCCUGCAAGGCCCUUCCAAACAUCUGCAGGAACAACUAUCAGUAUCCCAUCGUCUGUUCACAUCCAACUGCUCCCCAUCUGUAGAUCUGUUUCAUCACGUUGAACGGUUAUGGCAGAUGGACAUCCUGCCUUAUUGCUGUGAAAAGAUGGUAAUAAGGUCACAACAGGACAGAGAAGCACUGAACAUGCUGGAGACACAGACUGUCCGAGUAAAAGUAGAUGGAGUUGAACGAUACGCCACUCCACUUUUGAGAGUUAAAACUAUGCCUCUGUUACAUGCUCCAAAGGAUGCUGUUAUGUGCCAUCUCCGUAGCACUGAACGUCGGUUGGCAAAGGACCUAACAUUAGCUAACAAGUACAAAGACGAGAUCCAGAAAUUGGAGAAAAAUGGUUACGCCACUAAGAUAUCACCUGAAGAAGCAGCCCAAUCUACAGAAUCAUGGUAUCUACCCCACCAUAUUGUCACCCACAAUAGCAAACAUAGAGUGGUGUUUAACUGCUCAUACACCUACAAUGGUCAAAGUCUAAACAAGCAGCUGUUACCUGGACCUACUCUAGGCCCCUCUCUCCUUGGAGUGUUGAUCCGCUUCAGAGAACAUAGAGUAGCCAUUAGUGGAGACAUAAAGGGAAUGUUCCAUCAGGUCCGCCUGCUCCCCAGAGACAGACCCCUCCUAAGGUUCCUGUGGCGAGACCUAGAGCCAGAAAACCCACCUGAUGUGUACGAGUGGCAGGUUCUUCCAUUCGGCACAACCUGUAGCCCCUGUUGUGCGACAUUCGCAGUACAGCGACACGUUUUUACUCAUUGCCAACCUGGUGAUAAG